This is a messenger RNA of Varroa destructor (honeybee mite), 2792 nucleotides long. RefSeq lists its product as uncharacterized. Gene Ontology annotation, cellular component: endoplasmic reticulum; membrane. The record is from RefSeq and is a predicted model, not a curated record. Gene Ontology annotation, molecular function: chloride channel activity. Lineage: Eukaryota; Metazoa; Arthropoda; Arachnida; Mesostigmata; Varroidae.
UUCGCCCAAGGUACACGUUAUUCGAAUAUUGACAAAACUGCACGACUGCGUUUAGUGAACUUACGUAAAAUACUUGACGGUUGGGCUAUUGUUAUGCUUACACACGAGAACGUGUGUUAUAGCUGUCUGGUUAAAGUUGGUGAGCUAUGAUGGUUUUUUGAUAGUACCCCAGAAAGCUUAUUUACUUAAUACACACACAGGGUCAUUCGGUGAAAAUGUACAUUGGUGCAGUGUAGCUUGCCUGUGAAAAUUUAAAUGCCACUGAAUUUUUGUCAUACUGGUGUUGAUAGAGUGCUUUAAUGACUUUCGGGUUAGAUAGCGGUUACAGGUAACAGUUUGACGGAGAAUAGGCCGGAGAAUGAAGUGUGUUCGGUGCGUGGCAAAUACUCAUAUAUUCGGUCAGUCACACACCUCUGUCGGAGAACGAAGUCUUCGUGCUAGACUAAAAUGAGGCCCGUUUUCUUGAUGUGGGAUCCUGGUCGAGCUUUCCUUCUGAUUAUCUCUGCCGUGAACAUCUGCGUCGGGCAGCUAUCAAUUAAAAACUCUCUCUUAGCCGAACGAAAAGACUGGAUAGAGCCGAGCAGUCGAUUCGAGAACACAGCGAUCGAUGAGAUUCGUACGGAGGAAGCAAGGCAACAUGAACAAGCGGAUGAACUCACGCCAGAUAGGCAUGCGAUUCUUGACUCAGGAAGUAAAAAGUGCAGUAAGUUGUUGGGGACGUGCGAACAGUCGUUGUCAAAAUGCGAGGCACAGCUGUUACGAUAUCAGAUGCUGGCAGAUGCAACAAAUAACGGAAAGCUCUCCACUGAUAUGGUGUACCUUCGCAAAUGGGUGAAGAAUAUAAUGACACGCCUCGAGGGUGGCUACCUUGAUCAAAAAGAUACUCCCGGACGGUUGGAGCUCGCGUUUAGCACGGAGGAUAUUGAAGAGCUUCGCAUAUUGCUCAAUAAACUGGACGCUCGAUCUGCAAGUCGGAUCAGUAUAAAAAUGAAUGAUAUCGUGACCAAUGCUGAGGUCUUCUUUGACUACCGGGAAAGACCAUCGAAGGUUCAGCUGUUCUGGCUAAGUGUUAUUGGUCUCUUAUCGGAAGUGAAUCUUCUCGUUGUAAUACGCGUUACAAUUCUACUGCUUGGAGUCCUCUUUAUUGUGAUUAUAUUGAUCUCGCGCUCUCGAGUCGUCACCUAUGGUUACAGUUUGUUCUUCCUCUUCUGGUUAUCCUACUUCUGGUACUGGCAGAACCUGCUAAGGCAUUCCGAGGCUGACCUCUACCUACUGAAUCAAAAAAGCCCUUGUGAGGACGGUAGGGCAUGGUACAAUCCGUCGAGGUAUGUCAGCUCGGACUCAAAAGAGUGUCAGGAGUAUAUGCGUAGGCAAUUUACGCCCGCCCACAUGGAAUAUUCGCCCAUAGAGGUCUUGCUUCGUAUGGUCUCUGAAUACUCAUCAAAGGCUAUCUCGUUGGGCAUUGCAAAUCUGUUCUCAGGGCUGGGUGUGGCAAUUAGAGAAUUUGCCGAUCAACAAUCUUGGUUUAGCGUCGUGCCAGCCUUUAUAUUACUGUUUGGAGUACUUGUAAUUUUAGCUUUUAAGGCAUCAGGGAUGUCACUGUCUUUUUUUGGGUUACGGAUGGAAGCCUCUGGAAAGAGAGGAACGCAGCAUUUUGAGCCGAUAGUAAUGCAGCGAGGAAAUUAUAUCCAUGAGAUGUCAGAACAAUUCGAUCUAGAUGAAAGCAGAGGAGGUUUUCCGGAGUCGAGAAUGCGUUCGCAAUAUGUGAAAGAUUUACAUGCAGCGCAGCUUUCGCGAAACACGUUACAACAGUACAGGUUGUCUUCAAUGCCUGCCACUUUGCGGCUUAUUGAGAUGCCACCGCCCUCAGAUACCACUGUUCUUAAAAGAGCACGGCAGGACCGUGUACGUCCCUCUCAACGACUUCCAGUGAACAGAGCUAGAAGUGAUUGCAGUCCUAGCAAACACGACGAUGAAGACCAAUACGAUACAGCGAACGAUGAUAACGAUUCUUGAGGAUACCCACUGUCGUUUGUAUAAUUUUCAUUUUGUGCUAUAGACCCUUCUGUUUAUUUAAGAUACAUAGCUAGCUACUACUGAGGCAGAGUAAUGUAUUUCAAUUAUAUAUCAUAGUCGCACUCUCCUUGUCAUGCCGUACAUAAAACUUGACUGUACAUCGUAAAUUGUCCAUACAAAUAUUCAGGUUUUUUAAUAUUUUUUCGUUUAAUUUUUUUAUAAUUUUUUAUAAUUUUAUCAAGAAUUUUAAUAAAUUCUAUUAAAUUUUCCAUUAUUAGAGGCGACUAUACGUAACCCGAUAGUACUAAAAAAAUUCUUACGUUUGCUCGAUGCAGAAGCAAAAAGGAAUUUGUAAGCGUAUUUGAUUUUAGGCCAUGCAUAUGCUUCAUUAGCUCUUCCUUAUUCCGUACGCAUGAGAAAUUGCUGCGCCCCUGUGGCUGAACUUGUUGUAUCUUAAUGGUUAUGUAAAGCUCUAUUACAUCAAUGUUUUUUUAAAUCUGAAGGAUACUUUUUUUAGUUUUGUUGUAGAUACGACGUUUUCGCAAGGCUUGUGAAUAGAUUUAUUAACAUUUUUUUAGAGACUUCACCUAGCUUUCUUAGGAAUAAUAAGCCUGUUUAGCUUGUGAUCUAGUUAUUUUUAAACUUGACCCAACGUACUUGAAACCGCUAUUUUGUAUAUCGGUUAUAUGAACGGCCUUGUAUGUAAGUGCGCAACAUUUACACAUGUUCUAUGCGUUAGGUCUUUAAUGAAAAUAAAGUACCAGUGUUGAAUUUAA